GCCUACUAACAAACGAACGAGAAGAUUCAGACUUCAGAGGUGUUUUGACCUGAAAGAGUCAAAACAGAAGUUGCGUGUGUGAGUGUGUCAUAAGUGUAAAUCACACAAAGUGCAGGAGGAAUUCAAUUGUGUUUACAACUUGACUGACUUUUAGAGGAACUAAAAGGGACAGUAUGUAACCAUCCACAGGUUAUCAGUUAACAGGCGGUUUGAAAACUUCCUGGCUGUGAAGAUUGUGCACUUCUCCCAAUGUUGUUACAGCAACUGGAAAGAUGAACCGGUGCCAAUUUUAUUUUAAGCAAUGAUUCAGAUAAGUUGUAAGUAAACAGAUAUAUGUAGUUUCCAACAAGGAGGAGGAGGAAGGUUUUCCAUCUACAUUUAAAAUGUCAAGUGUGCUUUCAUCCAUAAUGGGGCUCAGUUCCCUCAAAAGGAAACAAGCCAAAAUGUUCAACGUCAGAAUAGUGACGAUGGAUUCUGAAUUGGAGUUCAGCUGCGAGCUGAAGUGGAAAGGAAAGGAUCUGUUUGAACUCGUGUGCCGGACGCUGGGGCUUAGGGAGAGCUGGUUCUUUGGUCUGCAGUAUGAUGUUAAAGACACCAUCGCAUGGCUCAAGAUGGAUAAGAGGGUUUUGGACCAUGAUGUGCCCAAAGAGGAGCCAAUAGUUUUCCAUUUCCUGGCUAAGUUUUACCCUGAGAAUGCUGAGGAGGAGCUGGUGCAGGACAUAACCCAGCAUCUCUUAUUUUUACAGGUGAAAAGGAAGAUUCUUGAAGAGGAGAUCUACUGUCCUCCUGAGGCCUCAGUGCUGUUAGCCUCGUACGCAGUCCAUGCUAAGUAUGGUGAUUACGAUCCUAGUGUCCACAAGCCGGGCUUCCUGUCCCAGGAGGAGCUGCUACCAAAGAGAGUUAUUAAUCUAUACCAGAUGACCACAGAAAUGUGGGAGGAGAGAAUCACAAUCUGUUAUGCUGAGCACAGGGGCAGAACCAGAGAUGAAGCAGAGAUGGAGUACUUAAAAAUAGCUCAGGACCUGGAGAUGUAUGGGGUCAAUUACUUCUCCAUUAGGAAUAAAAAGGGAACCGACUUGCUGUUAGGUGUUGAUGCUUUGGGUCUCCACAUUUAUGAACCCGAGAAUAAACUGACACCCAAAAUCUCUUUUCCCUGGAAUGAGAUCAGAAACAUCUCCUACAGCGAUAAAGAGUUUGCCAUUAAGCCCUUGGAUAAGAAAGCAGACAUGUUUAAGUUCAACCCAUCAAAACUGAAGGUCAAUAAACUGAUUCUUCAGCUGUGCAUUGGGAACCAUGAUCUCUUUAUGAGGAGACGUAGAGUGGACUCGCUGGAGGUCCAGCAGAUGAAGGCACAGGCGAGAGAAGAGAAGGCUCGGAAACAGAUGGAACGCCAGACGUUGGAAAGAGAGAAAAGGUUGCGCGAGGAGGCAGAGAGAGCUCGCGAUGAGCUGGAGAGGCGACUGAUGCAGGUACAGGACGAAGCUCAGAUGGCCAAUGAAGCACUGUUACGUUCAGAGGAGAUGGCUGACCUGUUGGCAGAGAAGGCACAGAUCGCAGAAGAAGAGGCCAAGCUGUUGGCACAGAAAGCAGCCGAGGCAGAGCAGGAGAUAUACCGUAUUAAGGUGACGGCGAUUCGCACUGAAGAGGAGAAACGACUGAUGGCGCAGAAGAUGCUCGAGGCGGAGAUGCUUGCACUGAAGAUGGCAGAACAGUCUGAGAGGAGGGCAAAAGAGGCCGACCAGCUGAAACAGGACCUGCAGGAGGCCCGAGAGUCGGAACGCCGAGCCAAAAACAAACUGCUGGAGAUAAGCAGCAAAUCGGCGUAUUCGCCUGCACCGCUGUCUGCCAACGCUCUUCCCCCUGACGGCACUAACCUCAACUUCAGCACUGAGAACCUGAGUUAUGACUUCAAAGACACGGACAUGAAACGGUUGUCCAUGGAGAUCGAGAAAGAGAAGGUGGAGUACAUGGAGAAGAGCAAACAUCUUCAGGAGCAGCUGAAUGAACUGAAGACAGAGAUUGAGUCAUUAAAGCUAAAAGAGCGAGAAACGCCGAUGGAUAUCCUGCACAACGAGAACGCAGAGAAAGGCACCAGCAAACAGAGCAACUUUAAAAAGCUCACUCUACAGAGCACAAAAUCCAGAGUGGCUUUCUUCCAAGAGCUAUAGCUAUCUGAACGGAUCAUUCAAAACCGUUUCUAUGUGUAAAUGUCAAUCCUGACAGGCGGUGACCCAUUCCUCUACACUUAGUACAUUCCGGUGAUGAAGAAUGUCACAUUUACACGAGACGACCAGGGUCUCGACGUGACCUACAGAGACACUGGUCUUUCCCUCAUCUACAAGCAGAAAAGAAUGAAUUCGUUCAUAAAUCUAUUAUGAAGACAUGACAUGGACAUAAAGUGCACACACGCUACCUACACUACAUCUGUGAAUCUCACUUUCAUUUCUCCGACUGCAUAGCAAAUUUUUGACUCACAUUUGAUAUGUCCGAAUAAUCGACCUAAAGCAGUGGUAUUAUACCAUUGUGAUGUAUUAGGCCGUGUUCAUACUUGACUUCUUUUCCAAGCUGCUAGCAUCUGUUUUACAUUAUAAUGCUAUGGAGUAAACCGUGUUUUCCAAAAACAUCCUGAGCGCAUCUUUGGAGGUUAAAAAAGGUUUAAUUUUCUGAAAAAAACGACCUACAUCAAGCUCCUUUUUCACAGCUAACCAAUGAAAGAGACCUGUCGUUUCCAUAACAACAUGCGAGGAACCUGAUUGGCUCUAAAGAAAUAAAUCCGAAACGCCCCUUGGAGCAUAGUUUUGUAUAAAUGUAUAUUUAAUUUUCACUUUCAACAACUUCUGAUUGCAUUUCUAUCGAGAAAUUAGUAUUGUUGUUUUUUAAAAUGUGAUCCGUUGUUGCAAAGACGCUCCCAGUUUAUAAUUCAAAUAGACUUCUGUUACGCUGCCUAUCUGUUUCUCUGGGCUGCCUUUGUGCACAUUCUCUGAAGUCAUGGCGUUCGGCUGCUUUUUGUAACCAAAGCGAACAGCGCCUUUGUCAACCUUUUCUUGUCAAAAAAGAAGUCAAGUGUAAAAACGGGCUAAGGCUACUUUAUAUUUUUGCUUUUACAUAAGUUUGAAUUGAACCUCAUUGUGUUACGGUUUUAAAGCUGGUUACUCCUCGUGGAAGAAUUUGAUGAUAAUAUGUGAUGUAUAAAGGAAAGUAAUACUAUUGAAAAACAAAACGCCAUUGACUUUUUGAUGUAUUUUACUUUUAGUUUACUUUUCUUGAAAUGCUUUACAAUGUUUAAAGAAAUGAAUAUAUUUUUUAAAACGUUUUUGUGCUGAGAAAUAAAGAAGUUGAAUUUC
Messenger RNA from Triplophysa dalaica, 3344 nucleotides. RefSeq names its product NF2, moesin-ezrin-radixin like (MERLIN) tumor suppressor a (gene nf2a). Gene Ontology annotation, cellular component: filopodium; plasma membrane; adherens junction. The transcript has 18 exons. NCBI's taxonomy places the organism in Eukaryota, Metazoa, Chordata, Actinopteri, Cypriniformes, Nemacheilidae. Gene Ontology annotation, biological process: regulation of gliogenesis; regulation of organelle assembly; regulation of cell shape. Gene Ontology annotation, molecular function: actin binding; cell adhesion molecule binding. Bases 384 to 2168 code for a protein of 594 amino acids. The record is from RefSeq and is a predicted model, not a curated record.